AUCGAGUCAAGGUUUAGUUUUAAGUAAACUAUCGUUUCAAUCGUUGCUCACGACACUUUAUUCAAUACGAAAUAAGCAGAUUGUUGUAGUAAUUAUUCAACCGUUAAUGCAACAAUGGCAACUGCAGUAUUCUUGAGGGCGAGUCUGCGACUUGCAAUGACACGGGGUGUUUUGGAAAAUACAGUGACGCCUGCAAUGUCUACGGCAUUCAUAGGAGUUCGAAAGCCAUCCUUCAAUUUAAAGGAACAGCCAGAGAUGCCGCAGUUGACGAGAAGGUUGUACAGUAAGAAGAUCCAUACGCGACCCUCAACGUCUAUCGAUUAUGAAAGUGAUAGCGACUCCGAUAACGAUUCAGACUCGGAACGCGAUCGGACUCAGAAGUUACAGGGUGAAUCUGCUUUCUGGAGACGAAAAAUGCGAACGCUUCACAGUCACCUUGACGUUAAUAAGGACGGGGUGAUUAGCUACGAUGAUUUCAUGCUUCUGGGCGAAAGAUUUGCUGACCUGGGACAUCUCGGACCAGACGCCAAAAAAGAAUUCCAGAAAGUCCUCGGUGAAAUGUGGGAGGAACAGUGGGGGGAAAUAAGCCCUUACAAUCUCGUUGGCGUUGAAAAGUAUUUGGACGAAAUGCAUCAUGUGCUCAAUGAUAAGUCCCUCAAAUGCAAAUGUCACAAUUUCCUGCCUUAUCUAUUCAAGGCUGUGGACAAGGACAAAAGUGGAGAAAUCUCGGUUGAAGAGUUCAAACUCUUUUUCCAAUGUUUGGGACUCACCAGUGAAGACGCUGCAGUAAGUUUCAGCUACAUCGACACCAAUGAAGAUGGAAAGCUUAGUCGCAAAGAGUUUGUGAGACUUGGAAGAGACUUCUUUCUCACGGAAGACCAUACGAAACCCAGCAAGCAUUUCUGGGGCCCAUUAGUCGCCUAAGGAGCUCUACGUAGCAUCCAACUCAUUAUCACCAGUUAUUAUAUAUUUUAUCAUGACAACGACAGUUCUGUCAUGCCAUUACGUAGUUAAGAUAGGUUAAAUCAUCUAUGUAAAUAAUACAUAAUAGUUUUAUACCAAUUGACAAUAAAAUCAAUU
Messenger RNA from Diprion similis, 1080 nucleotides. RefSeq names its product sarcoplasmic calcium-binding protein (gene CBP). Gene Ontology annotation, cellular component: uniplex complex. Gene Ontology annotation, molecular function: calcium ion binding. The transcript is spliced from 7 exons. Bases 115 to 924 code for a protein of 269 amino acids. Lineage: Eukaryota; Metazoa; Arthropoda; Insecta; Hymenoptera; Diprionidae. The record is from RefSeq and is a predicted model, not a curated record. Gene Ontology annotation, biological process: mitochondrial calcium ion homeostasis; calcium import into the mitochondrion.